Spirodela intermedia is the source of this 1812-nucleotide messenger RNA. The record is from the annotation of a GenBank genome assembly. Lineage: Eukaryota; Viridiplantae; Streptophyta; Magnoliopsida; Alismatales; Araceae.
AUGGCCAUCCCUCAGGUCAAAAGUCUUCCCGGCUGCUGCCAUCAGGUCCACAGGUUUCGCUUCUUGUCGCAGGGGAAGGUCACCCCGUGGACAGCCAGGACCAGGCCAGCGCCUGCCGAACUCCACUGGGGGCUACAGGAGGCCCUCGACGCCCGAGACUUGAGCUUCGGUGUGCCCGUUCACGCCCUACUGGUAAAGGCCCCCGCUCACUUCGCUGGCUCACUCUCUCUGUGGAACAAGCUCCUCAAUCUGUACGGCCGGUGUGGUCAGAAUCGGACGACAAUGAGGCUUCUGUUCGAUGAAAUGCGCGAGAGAGAUGUGGUUACUUUCAACACCAUGAUCUCGUCGUGUCUCCGCAGUGGGGACAACCGUGAGGUCGCUCGAGCGGUAGAGCUUUACUCGCUCAUGCGAGGGGGUGGGAUAAAGCCGAACAACAUCACACUGUCCAUGUUGCUCGCAGCUUCCUCUUGCUCACCUGCGCCGCUCUGUCUAGUUGAGCAGAUUCAUGCGCAGUCAGUGAAGAUGGAGCUCGCCGGAGAUGGUUUCGUGGGGAGUGCACUGGUCAGCGGGUACAGUAGGUUUCAUAGCCUGGAGCAAGCGAACCGCGUGUUUGAUCGUAUGGACCAGGUGGAUGCCGUCGGCUGGAACAUCUUGAUCGACUCAUGUGCCCGCAGUGGUACCGCUGAGCGCACAGUGGAGAUCUUCUCCCGCAUGCGGCGCCAGGAUGGCGAGAACGAAACUAUUGAUGGCUUCUCUCUAACCAGCGUUCUGAAGACCUGUUCUGAGCCGAAGUAUCUGCGAUUAGGUACGCAGAUCCACGCCUGUGCCUUCAAAGCUGGAUUUUCGUCGGAGACGCCCAUUGGAAAUGCUCUAAUUACAAUGUACUCAAAAUGUCAGAAAUGCAAGGAAUCCAUGGCUGCAGUCUUUCAGACUAUUCCACAGCCCAAUAUUAUCUCCUGGACCGCGAUGAUCUCCGGGCUAAUGCAAAUUGAGCGUCACGAAGAAGCCAUUAGUUUCUACAUGGACAUGCUGAGAAUGGGUUUUGCGGAGAACGAAUUUUCUUUCGCCAGCGUGCUUCCAGCUUUCAGUGGCCUCGCAAGCCUUCAGAACGGAAGGCAAAUUCAUGGCAGGGUCGCAAAAUCAGCGCAUGGGAUUGACGUGGCCGUCGGAAACGCUCUCGUUGACAUGUAUUUCAAGUGUGGCAGCCUAGAAGAUGGUCAGCGUGUGUUUAGGACCAUGAAGAAUCACGAUGUGGUGUCAUGGACGGCGAUGAUAGGCGGGCUAGGUCAGCAUGGGAAGGCCAGGGAGGCCCUCGAGGUCUUGCAGGAAAUGGUAGCCGGGGGCUAUAAACCAGACUCUGUGACUUUCCUUGCAGGUUUAUCUGCCUGCAGCCACGGAGGCCUUGUCAAUGAUGGGUUCAAGAUUUUCCACUCCAUGACUAGCAUCUACCGCAUCAAGCCCAUGAAGGAACAUUAUGCCUCUUUAAUCGAUUUGCUCGGUCGGGCAGGGAAGUUGGAGGAUGCCGCAAGAUUCAUAGCGGAAAUGGGAUUAGAUUCGGAUCCCCUAGCAUGGGAAACUCUUCUUGGUGCUUGCAGGAUCCAUGGGGACACACCCCUUGGGGAAAUAUCGGCAAAGAAGAUCAUGGAGUUGGAGCCCCAGAAAGAAGGUGCGUAUGUUAUGCUCUCGAAUAUCUAUGCUGAGAAGAGAAUGUGGGAACAGAAGGGCAUCCUGCGGCAUACGUUGGAUGCCACGGGCUUGAAGAAAGAUGUUGGAUACAGCUGGUCUACAGUUGUAGAGUCGUAUACGACCUGA